UUCUUUAUCUAAAUUUAAUUGUUCCUUUUUUAAACUUCUUGUAUUAGAAAUUAAUACAAUUUGAUAAUAUAUAUAUACACAUAAGAAAAAGAAAAAGGAAAAGGAAAAGAUAAGGAGGCAAACAUGAUGAAUGGAAAGGCCUCUGUCUCCAAAGAGCUCAAUGCCAAGCACAUUAAGAUUCUGGAGGGUCUUCUAAGGCUACCAGAUAACAGAGAAUGUGCUGAUUGUCAGAGCAAGGCACCGCGAUGGGCAAGCGUUAACCUUGGAAUAUUUAUAUGCAUGCAAUGCUCAGGAAUUCAUAGGAGUCUUGGGGUGCAUAUUUCACAGGUACGUUCCACUACAUUAGAUACUUGGUUACCUGAGCAGGUUGCUUUUAUGCAAUCUAUGGGUAAUGAGAGGUCCAAUAAGUAUUGGGAAGCAGAAUUGCCACAGAAUUUUGAUAGAAGUGGAAUUGAGGCAUUCGUCCGUGCCAAAUACGAAGAGAAAAGAUGGGCUUCAAGAGGAGAAACACAACCUUACAAGGUUGGUGAAGUUAGAUGCAAGAAGGGAAACUUGACAACCAAGAGUGAAAUUCCACAGCAUAUACGAAGUCAUUCUCUUGAUGAAGGCAGUUUUGCUAAGUUCAUGGCACAAUCUGCUCCUCUAACUACAAGACCUCGUGGGCUCUCUUUAGACCUGAAGAAUCAUGGAAGUGGUUUAAUUCCUCCAAAAGGGCAAUUGGAGGAGUCAAUAAAGAACAAAAAUGGUACUACACAACUUUUCAGCCUGUGCAUCCAAGAACCAAAACAAGAAAAGCCUAGUCAACUUCCGGCUCGUUGGGCAACUUUUGACUGAAAGAUGUGCAUCAAGAUUAUGAAAAUCAUUUUUCAGGUUUGCUCUAGAGGUAAAUGAGAUUACAAACUUGUACACUUAAUUGUGGAUAAUAAUCUUUAGAAAAGUGUUGCAGGUUUUACUUCUUUUUGUAGGUAUAUGAUGUCAUUUCUUAAAUCUAUAAAAAUAAUAACAAUUCAAAUAAUUCUUGAUAUUUUUUUAUACAUGUAUAAAAAAAUCUAAUGUCAAGAAAUUACAGAAGAACAAGAUAAUUGACAAUAUUUUUUGAGUUGUAAGAUAUAGAUAAAGUAUCUACUCAAUGUUGUUUUGUA
Messenger RNA from Ricinus communis (castor bean), 1142 nucleotides. Its product is annotated as probable ADP-ribosylation factor GTPase-activating protein AGD15. The record is from RefSeq and is a predicted model, not a curated record. Gene Ontology annotation, molecular function: GTPase activator activity. NCBI's taxonomy places the organism in Eukaryota, Viridiplantae, Streptophyta, Magnoliopsida, Malpighiales, Euphorbiaceae. Bases 124 to 834 code for a protein of 236 amino acids. The transcript has 8 exons.